AUGGCCAGCCUGAAGGCCAAGACGCCGUUCGGCGCCCUGCGCGGUCUUGAGACGUUCUCGCAGCUUGUCGUGGCUAACGGCCAAUCUCGGGCGAUCCAGAAGACGCCGCUGCAUAUCGAAGAUAGGCCUUUCUUCCCGCACCGCGGUAUCCUAUUCGAUACGUCGCGCAACUUUUACUCAGUCGAGUCGAUUCUGCGCACUCUCGAUGCCAUGUCGUACAACAAGAUGAAUGUCUUCCACUGGCACAUCGUCGAUGCUCAGUCGUGGCCUGUUGAGUCCAAGACCUUCCCUGAGCUGCAAAAGAAGGGUGCCUACGCUGCGGAUAUGACUUACUCUUACGCUGACGUAAAGCGCAUCAUUCAGUAUGCCAAGGAGCGUGGUAUUCGUGUCAUUCCUGAGUUUGAUGUGCCAGGCCACACCUACAUUGUUGGUGAGGUAUUCCCUGAGCUGAUGUCGUGCAUGAACAUGCAGCCAAACUGGGAUCAGUAUGCUGCUGAGCCUCCUAGUGGCCAGCUCAACAUCGCCAAGCCUGAGACUGUCGAGUUCACCAACAAGCUGUUCAAGGAGUACACCGAGCUUUUCACUGACAAUGUCUUCCACCUUGGCGGUGACGAGGUAAACCGCAAGUGCUGGAACGAGGAUCCCGAUGUCCAGAAGUACCUGGCUGCACACCCUGGUGAGGACGUCGAAUCACUGCUUGUCAAAUGGUAUGCACAGGUCCACGACUACCUUGGAUCGCUGAACCGCACUGCCUUCACUUGGGAGGAGACACUGUUCCAUUCCAACUACACGCCCCCCAUGGACACGAUUGUGCAGACCUGGAUCGACGAGCAGUCGAUUCCCAAGACGGUUGCCAAGGGCUACCGCUCGAUUGCGUCGCCUGCUAACUACUACUACCUCGACUGCGGACACGGUGCCUGGCUGUCGAACUGGGCUGCAGGUAACUCGUGGUGUGACCCGUUCAAGACCUGGAUGAAGAUCUACAGCUUCGACCCGUUGGCUAACAUCACUGACCCGGCACAGCAAAAACUUGUCACUGGUGCUGAGGUCGCAAUGUGGUCGGAGCAGAGCGAUGAGAUCACGAUCGACAAGUACCUGUGGCCGCGUGCCGCUGCCAUGGCCGAAACUGCUUGGUCUGGCAAGAAGGAUGCCACUGGCCGUGUGCGCACCACCGAGGAGGUCGCGUCGCGCCUGCAUGAGCAGCGCUUCCGCAUGGUUGGCCGCGGUAUUGGCGCUGAGCCCAUGCAGCCCCUGUGGUGCGCUCGCAACCCAGGUCACUGCAACUUCCCCGAUGCUGACAAGGCAGCGGUUCCCGCUUAA
Messenger RNA from Linderina pennispora, 1320 nucleotides. Its product is annotated as glycoside hydrolase family 20 protein. The transcript has a single exon. Gene Ontology annotation, biological process: glycosaminoglycan metabolic process; carbohydrate metabolic process. Gene Ontology annotation, molecular function: beta-N-acetylhexosaminidase activity. Gene Ontology annotation, cellular component: membrane. The coding region runs from base 1 to 1320 and encodes 439 amino acids. The record is from RefSeq and is a predicted model, not a curated record. NCBI's taxonomy places the organism in Eukaryota, Fungi, Kickxellomycota, Kickxellomycetes, Kickxellales, Kickxellaceae.